Molecule: messenger RNA, 1715 nt
Organism: Trichomycterus rosablanca
Lineage: Eukaryota; Metazoa; Chordata; Actinopteri; Siluriformes; Trichomycteridae
Gene: ccdc136b
Product: coiled-coil domain containing 136b
Exons: 9
Coding region: 219-1589 (456 amino acids)
Biological process (GO): acrosome assembly; single fertilization
Cellular component (GO): acrosomal membrane
Source: RefSeq, a predicted model, not a curated record
GUAAUGAGCACCAAGCUGCAGGAGGAUUAUCUGUCAGCGUCCUGAGCUGCAGACAGAUCUCAUUAAAGGAUGAAGCAUUCGCUGCAGCACAACGUGUGUGGAGACUAAGGUUCCUUGCCAGGCACCCUUCACGUCUUUUUCAGCCCUGCGUCAGCCGGUUUACGUGUGUCUGGGCAUUUCUAAUUCCCCCAUCCCCCUUUUACGUUGCUAGGACAACCAUGGAUUGUGGACUGCGUCUGCCUCCUGUGAUCGAGGAGGUCAUGGACCCUGCAGAUGAUCUAUGCGAGCUAAAGGUGGAGCACCCGAUUUUAGCUGAUAAACUGACCGACAAAGAGCGAGGAUCUCUGGAGGAGAAUGAAGAGAAGGAAGAAAAGGAGGUGGAGGUGGGGAAUGGAGAGAAGGGUCUGGAAGAGGAAAAAGAGGUAAAGGAGGAAAAAUCAGAAGAUGAACAGAUGGAGGAGAUGAGAACAUUAGAGGAGGAGGAGGAGGAACUGGAGGAGCUACGAGCACAGGUGGUUCAUCUGCUCUUGGAAUUGGAGGACGCCAGGAUGGUGUCCCAGCGACAUGUGGACAGCUACACUGAGCUGCAGGGUAUUUUGGAGGAUGAACGCUUAGCCAGUGCUCAUCAGGCUGAAAGAUUCACAAAAGAAAUCCAACGACUUCAAGCCCAGCUUCGCUCGGUGCAGGAGGAACUGGACAGUCUUGAGGAGGAAAAGGCCAGUGAGUUAUGGGAGGCUCAGGAGGAGCUGCGAUUGGCACAGGAGGAGGUGCAGGAGCUGCAGCAGGCAGCCGAGGAGGCUGCGGCUGAGCGGGAGAAUGACAUUGCUCUCCUACAGGAGGAGCUGUGCAAACUGCGGGCCGAGUUGGCGAGACUGCACAACACCACACAGGAAUAUGAAUUAGAGCUGACCACCCUACGGGCAGAAAUUAGCAUGAAGAGCCAACGCCAGGAUGACCAGGAACAAGCAGAAACAGAGGGGGCUGUGGGUCAGCUGAAGGACAAAUGUCUCUCCCUGACGGAUGAGUGUCAGAUUCUGAGACAUGACAACAAGCAGCUUGCUGAGAAACUGCAUUUGCUUGAACAGCAGAGAGCCAGAGAAGCACAUGACAAUGCAGAAGAUAGAAGCAAGAAGAAUAAGCAGAAGGAGGAUGAGGAGGAGGCAAUAAAACCUGAAGCCUACAUGAGCAUUUUAAACUCGGAGCAAAGCAGUUAUAAGGAAGGCAUUCACGUUCAGAAGAGUAUACUGAGUGAAGACCAGGCUGUAAAUCCUGUGAAGGGAAGUGAGGAGUUUCCUGAAGUGUCUUCUCUACAAGAUCAACUCAAAGAGGCUGAUGAGAAGGCGUCUCAGGUUCAAAGAGAGUGUGAAGGGUUAAAGGGAGAACUUCUUGAGCUGCAAGGUCUUUAUGAAAGCAGUCAAAAGGAGAGGGCUGAAUUGGAGGCGGAGCUACAGCGCUGCAGGGCAGAGCUUGAUAGGCUGGCAGGUAGAAAGGCCCAGGAAAGGGCUGGUGACUGGAACCUAGUGAUGCUGGUUGCCAUGGCAGCAGUGGUCAUUAUGCUCGUGCCCAGUUUGACCCGAGCUGUUGCUUAAGCCUCAGGCAGGAAGUGACCUUGUUGGGUCAAUGCUUUAUCUACCGGCUUGCUUAAUUUCUUUGUGUACAGAUGCUCCUUCACAUAAAUGCCAUAACUAUCUAUAUGAGGACAUUGUUCUGCAAUC